CCAAUAUCAACUUGCCUUUUUCUGUCCAAUUCCAUGUCACAAAGGAAUAUCAAGUCAGCGUCGUACCCGCUGGUAUCGUAUGCAAGAGCGCAUGACUACGAUCAGCCCUCAAACCCACCUCAGAAACCAAAAUGGAAUGCUAAAUGGAUGCAUCGAACCUUACAAGUUGCUCUCGAUGAAGUUUCUUCAACCAACGGAGCCCCAUUGACAAUUCGUCUACGCGUAUUUCAGUCAUCUUCUUCUACCUCGUACUCCUCUCAGGCUCCUCAAGAAGAAGUUCACGAAGAUAUCGACCUGACUAGGUUUCAGCAUGCUCUAUACGACUCACCCACUAGAAACAUUAUAGACCAGCAUGGACUACCUCUUCGUGCCGCUUACCGUGGAAACCAGCUACUUUUCAGAUACCCACAUCCAUUCUUUGCAACGCAUAACAAUGACCCUCCGACUUAUCGCCGGUUUCAAAUUGUCUUCUAUGCCGCAUCAGAUUGCACCGGAUUCGUCUCUUUGAUAAGCAGGGUUUGUCAAUGUUUGGACAAUAACGACGUGGUCAAGAACAACGCCCGAAGAGUCCCUGGCUCCAUCGCGCGCGGGAGCUCGCCUACAAUGGAGCCCCAAAUGAUUCAUCCCCGCCCUUUCCCGGCCGUUGAGACUCAAGAAGACUUUGUUCCACCAUCUUCGCAGCCUGGCAGUCAAACGAGCCAUUUGAGUCGUUUGUACACGCCUAAGCACUAUUCUCAUAGUCAAGAUACCUCGUAUAGACUCUUUCCAGGCCCCGAAAGUGCCUCAAAUGCUUCGUUUGUCACUCCGUCGACUGUGUCCGUGCCCAAUCCUGGUUCAAUUCCUCAGGGCAGCAGUUAUCGCCCAAGCUCAUCCCAAGGAAACCCCUCUAUUCAAUCUGCUGAGCCUUUUAGGACACCAAUCACUGUUGCGAGUGUUCCUCUGCUUCCAGCACUUGCCCAACAAUAUCAUCAAAACCAACGACCGCAUCAUCCCAGUUCCACACCUGGCCACCUGCCGGCAAUGAAUAACCAAGAGCCUCUAAACACAAACCAGAUCACCGGGGAUUCGGCUCGGUGCACGAAACCAUCCAAUUCCAAACUUGAUGAGCUACUGCAAGGUUUGAAAGAAACCAGAAACAAUGGGUUUGACGUCUCCUGGUCUGAAGCGGAUUCAAGAAGGUUGAUAGCUGAAGUUCUCGCGGAGCCCCAGACGUCGACCUUGAUUGAAUGUGUGUUGAAAGGGAUGAGGCACCCAGUCCCAAACCCCUAGAUAGAUUAUAUGGCAG
Cantharellus anzutake is the source of this 1285-nucleotide messenger RNA. RefSeq lists its product as uncharacterized. The record is from RefSeq and is a predicted model, not a curated record. The coding region runs from base 34 to 1269 and encodes 411 amino acids. Lineage: Eukaryota; Fungi; Basidiomycota; Agaricomycetes; Cantharellales; Hydnaceae. The transcript has 5 exons.